Molecule: messenger RNA, 986 nt
Organism: Lacerta agilis (Sand lizard)
Lineage: Eukaryota; Metazoa; Chordata; Lepidosauria; Squamata; Lacertidae
Gene: CCNB3
Product: cyclin B3
Exons: 8
Coding region: 29-919 (296 amino acids)
Biological process (GO): mitotic cell cycle phase transition; regulation of cyclin-dependent protein serine/threonine kinase activity
Cellular component (GO): cyclin-dependent protein kinase holoenzyme complex; cytoplasm; nucleus
Molecular function (GO): cyclin-dependent protein serine/threonine kinase regulator activity
Source: RefSeq, a predicted model, not a curated record
GGACAAAGAAAAGGAGUUUCACCAAUCCAUGACAUUGGAGGAUAAAAUGGCAUUGGCUCGGAACCCCACUUGCUCUGAGACAAUGAAGGUGGUGCCAGUCAACAUCAUUGGCCAGCUAGGCGACCCUUAUGCCAACUGUGAAUAUGCCAUGGACAUCUUUAUCUACAUGCGGGAACGUGAGGAGAGGUUCUUGCUCCCGGACUACAUGAAGGAUCAGCCUGACAUCACCACAGAAAUGCGGGCCAUUUUGGUGAACUGGAUGGUGGAAGUGCAGGAGAACUUUGAGCUCAAUCAUGAGACACUUUACUUGGCAGUCAAGCUGUUGGACCACUUUUUGGCGAAAGAGAUCGUCAUCCGAGAGACACUGCAGCUCAUUGGCUCCACAGCCAUCAUCAUUGCCUCCAAGUUUGAGGAUCGCUGCCCACCCUGUGUGGGUGACUUUCUGUACCUCUGUGAUGAUGCAUACAGUAGGAAGACGUUCCUCUCCACUGAAAAGAAAAUCUUGAUAGCGCUCAAUUUUGACAUCAACAUCCCCAUCGCUUACCGCUUCCUCCGGCAAUAUGCCAAGUAUACACAUGUCAACAUGGAGACUCUGACGCUGGCUCGCUUCAUCUGCGAGCUCACCCUACAGGAUUACAGCUUCGCACAGGAAAGUGCCUCCCGGUUGGCUUCCGCCUGCCUCCUUUUGGCGCUCAAGAUGAAGAACCUCGGGGGCUGGGGUCCCGCACUAGAAUGUUACAGUGGCUACAAAGCUCAAGAGCUUUACCCUCUGAUGAAGAAACUCAACUUCAUGCUGACCUACAAACACGAUGAACAACUCAAUGCUGUGCACAAUAAGUACUCCCACCGGGUCUUCUUUGAGGUGGCCAAGAUACCCCCCAUCAACAUGCUGAAGCUGAAGGAAAUCUUGCAGAGCUAGCUCUUCCUUGGCAGCACCCAAGGGAAGUGCCUUGGACAUUCUUGUGCUAAGGUGCUGCAAUGCUGUU